Messenger RNA from Letharia columbiana, 1125 nucleotides. RefSeq lists its product as uncharacterized. The record is from RefSeq and is a predicted model, not a curated record. Gene Ontology annotation, cellular component: fungal-type cell wall. Gene Ontology annotation, molecular function: hydrolase activity, hydrolyzing O-glycosyl compounds; glycosyltransferase activity. Lineage: Eukaryota; Fungi; Ascomycota; Lecanoromycetes; Lecanorales; Parmeliaceae. Gene Ontology annotation, biological process: fungal-type cell wall organization; carbohydrate metabolic process. The coding region runs from base 1 to 1125 and encodes 374 amino acids. The transcript has a single exon.
AUGUCGCUCCUUCUAGUAUCCUGUCUCACACUCCUCCCCUACCUUUUGAUUCCAACUGCCGCGCAGACCUGGACAUCCUGCAACCCCCUCAACAGCACCGACUGCCCACCUGACCUAGCCCUUGGCACAUCGAAUGCCUCUUUCACUCUGAAUUCUACCUCGUCCUUCGAAUCUUCCCUCUGGAACACCACUGCCGGCGCCUUAACUUACAAUUCCUCUGGCGCCGCCUUCACUAUCGCCCAAAGAGGCGAUGCGCCCACAAUCCAAAGCAAAUUCUACAUCUUCUUUGGCGAAGUCGAGGUCUGGCUCAAAGCCGCCCCGGGUCAGGGGGUGGUCAGCAGUGUGGUAUUGCAGUCCGAUGAUUUGGAUGAGAUAGAUGAAGAAUUUAUCGGCAACAACGAUACCCACGCCGAGAAUAAUUAUUACGGGAAGGGCAACACGACUGAUGCAUAUGAGAGGGCAAAAUGGUAUCCCCUGCCCAACGGUGGGAGUCCGACCGAAGGGUAUCACAACUACACGACACGAUGGACAAAUGAGAGUUUGGAGUGGUAUAUUGACGGAUCCAUCGUGCGCACGCUGGCAUAUGCCGAUGCGAAUGGAGGAGCGAGCUACCCCCAGACACCCAUGAAUGUCCGCAUAGGCAUCUGGGCUGGCGGGGACAAAGAUAAUAGUAAUUACACCGUGCAAUGGGCUGGCGGGGAGAUCGAUUACUCCAAGGGCCCGUACACAAUGUUUGUGCAGUCGGUCCGCAUAAACGACUACUCUACUGGCUCAGAGUACAAAUACGGCGACACAACCGGCACCUGGCAAUCCAUCCAGACCGUCCCCGGUAACUCUACGGCCCUAAAAAUCCUCACAGCCCCACCUUCCGAGAGCGUUACCCAGCGCUUCAAGGGCCUCUCCCACGGCGCGCAAAUCGGCAUCUUCAGCACCAUCAUUGCUGCUAUUGCAGUCUGUGUGGGGAUGUGGGCGUUCUGUUGCGUCAAGCAAAGGAGGGCUGGGAAAGCGGAGAGGAGGGUAGCAGACGCCAUGUAUGAGAAGGAUACGGCGGAGUUGAUGGCAUACCGCGCAACAAGGAGGAAAGGUGGACAUGUAAGCGAGAGGGAAAUGGAAGAUGAGUUCUGA